ACUUUGUAAUUAACUGCAACAAACCCUUCAAGUUUCUGCCUCAUUAAUUAUCAAAGUCAAUCUCAUUCAGUUCUCGAUUGAUUGGUUCAUCUUUUGUUCUUUUUUCUUUCUUCAUUUCCGCUGGCAACUGAAGUCAUGCAAUAAUAUUUCUCGAGAUUGGUAGUUCACAGAAAUGAGGAAUGCUUUUUGCUCAUCAAUGCCUUCACAGCCUUUCAACUUUGGAAACAAUGAAGCUCAGAUGCCAAACUGGGAUGUCUCCAUGCUGCAGGUUGACAGUAUUGUAACAAAUAUCCACAGAAAUGGCUUCUCGGUUGAUUCCAGAUUAUACAAAGAUGACAACCAGCUGAGAGAUGGUGACAUUUCUGUUUGUUGUCAGCCCCUCAUUGAACAUCAACAAGGUUUUCAGUCUAUUUCCACCAGCUUUGAUAACAUUUCUCAGCAGUCUCCAAUGCUUAGUCGAAAACGUUCACUUCCACAAUUUGAAGUGGAUUUUCAGUCCCUACAAAAUUGCCUACUGCCCCAAGAAGGAAUCAGUGACCUUGUUAAGAACACAUCAUCAAAUGUGUGCAAGAAGAUUAGUAAGAAGAAGAAAGUGAACAUGCCCUAUGAACAACAAUGGCAUCAUCAUAUCAUCAACACAUCAACUGAGAAAAGGUUGCAGGUGCCAACAAGGAGAAGCCAAAAGCUGAGUGACAAGAUCACAACUCUUCAAAAACUGGUUUCCCCAUAUGGCAAGACUGACACAGCUUCAGUUCUCCAAGAGGCUUCUCUUUACAUCAAACUGCUGCAAGAACAAAUUCAGAACUUGUUUCAGAUGCUCAGUAGCUCAUACAGCAGUGUUGGAGUAGUUCAUUCUCAGGAAGUGACAGAGGAUGUAGACCUGAGAAGCAGAGGCCUUUGCUUGGUUCCAGUGUCAUUUACACAGAAAGUAACAACUGAAGAUGUGGUUGACCCUCACAGUAUAUCAAGAAAUUAAAAACUCUGUCGUACUAUUUUGUUUCGCUCAAUUUAUAUAAUCUAUUUAAUAUUGCAAUUUGUUUA
Messenger RNA from Mangifera indica (mango), 1041 nucleotides. RefSeq names its product transcription factor bHLH113-like. Gene Ontology annotation, cellular component: nucleus. The record is from RefSeq and is a predicted model, not a curated record. Gene Ontology annotation, molecular function: DNA-binding transcription factor activity, RNA polymerase II-specific; RNA polymerase II cis-regulatory region sequence-specific DNA binding; protein dimerization activity. Bases 173 to 976 code for a protein of 267 amino acids. NCBI's taxonomy places the organism in Eukaryota, Viridiplantae, Streptophyta, Magnoliopsida, Sapindales, Anacardiaceae. The transcript has 10 exons. Gene Ontology annotation, biological process: regulation of transcription by RNA polymerase II.